Salvia splendens (bonfire salvia) is the source of this 426-nucleotide messenger RNA. RefSeq names its product DNA-directed RNA polymerase III subunit rpc9-like. NCBI's taxonomy places the organism in Eukaryota, Viridiplantae, Streptophyta, Magnoliopsida, Lamiales, Lamiaceae. Bases 1 to 426 code for a protein of 141 amino acids. Gene Ontology annotation, biological process: transcription initiation at RNA polymerase III promoter. The record is from RefSeq and is a predicted model, not a curated record. The transcript is spliced from 4 exons. Gene Ontology annotation, cellular component: RNA polymerase III complex. Gene Ontology annotation, molecular function: nucleotide binding.
AUGAAAAUAAUUGAGGCUAGCGCCGACGCUCUCACUAAUUUUAAAUCGCUUGAUCUCUUGAGAUCAAGAGGGACUGGAAAGUAUGCCUCACGAGCUAUUGCAACCGUAUCUCAAUCUGAGUUCAAGGUUUUUGAUUAUUUAGAGGGGACUGUUGCUUGCAAUCAAACAAGGGAAAUUAUCGAUAACUUUGUUGCCGAGUGCCAAGAAUUUGACCUUGCAAAGGUAGAGAUUCUUAAUAUUUUGAAUAUAAGACCAAGAAAUGAACCUAAGCUUUUCCCGCUCAUCGAGGAAUGCGAGUCACGUAUGGAAGAUAAGGCUGAAGAGCUUGUAGAGACCAUCACUAGGAUAUUGCCACCUCAUCCGUCUCAGGUGGCUGAAGCAAACGAGGAAGCUGCUGAGGGGGAAGAAGAAGAGACCGAGCCUUAA